Molecule: messenger RNA, 5309 nt
Organism: Bombyx mandarina (wild silkworm)
Lineage: Eukaryota; Metazoa; Arthropoda; Insecta; Lepidoptera; Bombycidae
Gene: nolo
Product: ADAMTS-like no long nerve cord
Biological process (GO): extracellular matrix organization; proteolysis
Cellular component (GO): extracellular matrix
Molecular function (GO): metalloendopeptidase activity
Source: RefSeq, a predicted model, not a curated record
GUAGAACCAUGCGCAUAAGGCAUUCGGGACUUGGCUCUCGUGGGGUCAGGCUGCGUACUGGCUUGUCGUCAGCGCGGAUACAAGAUCGGAAAUAAUUCGUUUGCAAACGAUAUAAUAAUAAAAGGCGUAUGCGUUUUCGUGUGUGGAGUGCGUGUUUUUAGAUUUUGUGGUGUGUCGGGUGUUAUUUUUUGGGUUAGCAGCAGAAAGUGCGUGUGAAUUUUUAGUGAAUUAUUUUUGAGCUGUGGAAAUCAAAGAACUGAAUAUCUGAACCACAUUAAAGGAAUUAAGACUUUUGGAGUUCGGCGGGACUAGAGGUACAUAUGUCGUGAAGCAGUGAUGACACGUCUCCGUUCUUGACAAAAAUGGCGAUCCGGACAUCUCUCGUUCUGCUUUGCUUCACGCUGAUACUCGUCUGCAGUUCCCAUAGACACGGCCAUGAUAUUUCCACUGAGGACCCUGACAUAAUAGACAUGUCGGACAAUUCUUCGCAUCACGGCAAGGAUCGAGGAGGCUGGUCACAGUGGAGCGAUUGGUCCAUGUGCUCGAGGACCUGCGAUGGUGGAGUGUCUAGACAACUGAGGACCUGCUCCUCACCGGCCGGCUGUCGUGGGGAACCUGUGCGUUACAAGAUCUGCAAUAUGCAGCCGUGUCGAGCGAACUCCUCGCUACUGGAAGAUGAUGUGUGGCGUGAGCAACAGUGCAGCGCUCACGACAGCACCCCGUACGGUGGAGAGCUCUUCCACUGGAGGGCUCAUCGGGACGACGCUGAACCCUGCGCUCUGACCUGCAGAGGAGUCCCGCAGCAUUCUGGCGUGAGGCCAGAACCGACUGUGUCACUAGACGAAGACGAUCAUAUCGUGGUGGCUGUGCUCGCCGCAAGAGUGUCAGACGGUACCAGAUGCAGGGCAGGAAGUCUGGACAUGUGCAUUGAUGGACGGUGUCAGCGUGUGGGCUGCGAUCUUCGGGUUGGUUCAACGAGGAGGGUCGAUGAAUGCGGUGUCUGCGGAGGAGAUGGGUCAUCCUGCUCUCGACCGAGGUAUCACUGGCUGGCUACGCCUGGAUCUCUAUGUUCUGCUACAUGCGGAGGCGGUUACAAGAUGUCUCUGGCCGUGUGUCGCGACCGGCUCACGGGAUCAGACGCUCCCGAAGAACUCUGUGACGCCUCAAGCAAACCUCAAACUUCGGUCAUGAGAUGUAACACGCACCCGUGCCCUUUCAAGUGGUAUGUUGGAGAAUGGUCAUCAUGUAGCGUUACUUGUGGCGGUGGCGUCCGCACUCGACGCGUGCUGUGCGCUAGAUCGGCUAACGUCACGACCGCUGACACUUACGACCCAGGCACGAGUACAGAGCCCGGAUGCCUGACACCGUCUCCGAGGUCCUCACAGGCUUGCAACCAGCACGACUGUCCAACUUGGGUAGCCGGACCGUGGUCCGGGUGUUCGGUAUCUUGCGGUGAAGGCGUCCAAGUGAGAGGAGUGGAGUGUACUCCAGCUGGAGGUGGCUGCGACCCUUCAACUAGACCGGAAAUCACCAGGCCUUGUUCCACUGGCAUCAGUUGUCCCGCUUACAGGGAAUCCGAUGACCCUGAAGAUGAUAUAGACGACCUGCUACCAGGAGUUCUAUACCACACGCAGCCUCUCAUUCAACAAUACCCACCUCCACAAGCGAAGGCCGAGAGACUUAUCGGCGAACCGGAUGUGCCACUUGAAGCUACCUACAUCAAAGACGAUGAGUGGGGUCCCUGUAGCGUCACAUGCGGAGAGGGAUGGAGAAAAAAGGAGGUCCAUUGCAAGAUAUUCUUAGAGUUUAGUCGGACGAUUGCAAAAUUGCCCGAUAGUAAAUGUAUGGGACCCAAACCGACCGAAGAAACUGAAAGAUGCGUGAUGGAGCCAUGCUCUAUGGCCUACGGAACUUCGUUUGGGGACUCUAGUGCCCCUUCUUAUAGCGGCGCUGAUAGCAGGUCUUUAACUUAUGGUACCUCAAGUAACAUCAGGGUGGCCCCUGGAUCUCCUGGCAAAUCAUACUCCUGGAAGGAAAAAGGCUAUACGAGUUGCAGUGCGUCUUGUCUCAGUGGAGUCCAAGAACUUAUAAUUCAAUGCGUGCGAGAUGAAGAUGGUAAGAACGCAUCACCAUACAUGUGCGACCCUCACACCAAACCCGAGAACAGAGUUAGGACCUGCAAUGAUCACCCGUGUCCCCCACGUUGGAACUAUACAGAAUUCUCACAAUGUACAAAAUCAUGCGGCAUCGGUAUCCAGACUAGAGAAGUAACUUGCAUACAUGAGGUAACACGUGGUGGUACCAACACAGUCGUGGUACCUAACAGCAUGUGUCCGCAACCACCACCACCGGACCGGCAGUACUGCAAUGUGCUAGACUGUCCAGUCAGAUGGCAUACAGGGGAGUGGACCAAAUGCUCCAAAACCUGUGGCGGGGGCGUUAAGCAGAGAGAGGUUGAAUGCAAGCAAAUAAUGGCGCAGUCCCACGUAGUAGAACGUCCGGCAUCGCUGUGCAGCUCACCUCGUCCGCCAUCCACGAAGUCUUGCAACAGUCGACCCUGUUUACUGGAUACGUCAUCGCCGGAGAUAUCUCUCGCUAACUCGUCUUAUAUUCAGCACGACCCUAAGAAGAAGAAGGUGACAGUAAAAGUGGGAGGUUCGGCGACUAUUUUUUUCGGGACCCAAGUGAAAAUAAAAUGUCCUGUCAAAGGAUACAACAGGACAAGGAUACAGUGGGCGAAGGACAAUCAGAUUAUAACGAAAUCCAAGAAAUACAAGAUAUCUAGGAAAGGCGCUCUACGAAUCACGACCCUGUCGUUCAGAGACCACGGAGUGUACACCUGCGUCGCUGGAAGAUCUAACGCGAAUUUGACUUUACUUGUGAAGCCAAGACCUGGAGAGUUCCCUUCUAGCGAAGAAAUCGAGCGGCAUAAGGCUUUAGAUGAACCGUCAUCACCUUUAUCCGACAGCAGAGCGGAUGGCAGAUACAGAGCCAUGACCGGUGGAGCUUCAGAUGAUCAGUCUCACGAACAGCGACCUGGAGACCAAAGAAAAAAUUACAAGAACCGCCAGAAAACAGGUAAAACUGAUAAAGUAAGAGAAACAUUAUACAGCCAAACGGCUACUACAAAAGCAACGCCCAGCUUCAAUCCCCAAGCCAGAGAUAUUUACGACGAAAAUGAGGAAAGUGCUGUGUCUUCACGGAUGCUACCGCCCAAACGUAGCAGUGCCGGCAGGCUUCUGCCUUGCCUCCAUUACAUAGUCAUGCAGCUUCAGAUGUUUUGGAAUUUUCAGACCGUAGGCAACUCGAGAGGACAACGGACUGUCGAUCCGAUACUGAUGUACCAGAACUACGGUUCGCAAACGAAUCGAAUUUUAAAUUAUGAGGACAAACAGAUCGUAUUCCCCGAAGAUGACGAUUCUGAUAUCAUAAUCGUGAACGAAGAUUACGCUAAGCAGACGUAUAAAGAAAACGAUUUGAAUUUAAAAGAAAAUCUUCUUGAAGUUGAACCUACUACUGAAACGAGAAUUACCACAGCUUCGGACAUAAUGGAAUACGCUUGGAAGACAACGGACUGGUCUCCUUGCAAUGCUGUAUGUGGGCAAAUCGGUCACCAAGUUAGAGGAGCCAUGUGCCAGCAUAAAACAGUGAAUCAAACGACAACGGUCGAAACCGAAGAAUGCCUAUCCAGAGGUUUGAUCCCUCCGAAGGUGGUGCUCGAGUGUGGCGGAGACAAUUGCGCCAAUUGGAAAACUUCGCAGUGGUCAUCACGUAGAUGCCUCAGGAGUGGAACUGCUAUAAUUCGUCGUCGAGUUGAUUGCACUGCUGACAAUGGAAGCGUCUUGCCGCAAUCCUCAUGUGACUUCACAACGAAACCCGAGAAGAUCAGAAAGGACGGAAAGCCGUGCACGGCGACUUGGGACGUGGGUCCUUGGACUAAGUGUAAGGGUGAAUGCGGUAGUCGUGGCAGACAACACCGCACCCUGCGCUGUGUGUGGCGCGCGGCAGGCGGGACGGGCGCGCGGGGGCCACCUGGAGAGAGGGGGGCGCGGGGCGCUGGCGUCGCUUGCCGUGACCUACGCCGACCGGCAGUGUUGAGAGACUGUCCUCUACAGCACUGUGUAAGCAAUGAUGGCGUGUGCAGGGACACGUCGCGAUUCUGCGAGAACGUCAGGGCAAUGAACAUGUGCGCCUUGAAGAGAUAUAAGGAGCAAUGCUGCAAGACUUGUUCCGACUGAAUCCUUCCCCGACGGUUCCGUGAAUUAAAAAAAAAAUUGUGACAUUAGAAGUGACGUUUGUGUAACGAAUGAAAAUGGCGGUAGUUUUAUUUAGUUGGUUAAUUUUUGAUUGGUGAUGUUUUGUGGCAUUUUGAAAAGCAAUGGAGAGAUUUUGCAGUAAAUAAUCGAAACAGUUUGGCGGUCUCGUUGUAAUUAAUUUAGUAUUUUUCGUGUGCCAUAUCGCGCCGCAAAGCAUUGCAAUUUAGAUCUGAUUUUUUUGUUGUUGUGAUAAAUGCGUCGUAAUUUUCUCUGGGAUUUUUAAUAAUCAUAUUGAUUAUUUUUAUUUGUUUUGGUAGUCGCAAUUAUUUAAUUAUUAUUAAAUAAAUUUUAUAUGUAACUGAAUAUUAAUAUGAUAAAAGCUAACCAGUUAAAUCGGCGUAAACACGUGCGACCUCUUCAGAAGUCGAGGUUCAAAUGUCCGAUUUUCAUUCCAAUCCUACUAAUGUUGCAUAGCGGUAACCUACCGACCCUAAUGAUAGCACCUAAUAAUUUUGUAAGUAAAUAAUACAUUUUUCUUACCAUCAAACUAAUAGGAAAAUGAUAAGGUUAAGUAAAUCUAUCACUACUGAUGCGUUCAAAUAAAAUGCACAAAUAAUUAACAUCGCGUUAGUGAACUCGAUCUUUUUACAUGAUUUAUUACAUGACUCAAAAAUUUGCGUUUACGAACCGUAUGACGCCUGAGCUAGAGAAAAAAAUAAAGUCCAAAUUCUGAAAAAAAAAUCAGUAAAACUGACAUUACAAAUGGACGAAAAGAAAAGCGCUAAGAGAAAAUUUGAUAAGGGUUCCUUUGAAAAGGUUGAUAGCGCUUCAAGAUUAUUUUCCCUUUUUUUAUAUAAAUGAACAAGGGUAGACACGAGAUCUAAUAGUUAAUAAAGCAUUUCUUUUUAAUUCAUCAGAUUUCAUUCGCUUGAACACAGAACAUGUUUGAUAAGAAAGAAAAUUUAAGUCAUUUGUCAUUUAAGUCGUAACUUCAAGUUGAAUCGCGUUUGCUUAUUAACAGCUUACUAGCAACUUAUGGACAGUAUUAAUGAU